UAUGUCACUAAAUUUUAAAAAGUAAAAAGAGGAAAUAUUUCAUGUGUCAUUAUCUAUUUGUGUUUAUUUCUAGUAUUAUAUUUUUAUUGAAUAUAUAAUACACAAACAUGUUGUCGGCUGCCAAAGUUCGUAUACAUGGAAUGCAAGACGAGAAUUGGGUGAUAAAAGACAAAAUUAAUCAAUACAGGGGACUUAUUAAAUUGUAUGAACGCGACCGAAAGAUCCAUGAAGGGGAUUUGGCGAAACAGAAGAAGCGCUACUCUCGAGAUAUCCGAACUUUACGCAAGGAGAUAUCCACGAAAAGAGGGGAGCUGGGCGUAGCAGUUUAUGGCGAUAAGCAAUUCCUGAGGAACGCAUUCCAGGAGCAUAGGAGACUGCAGCUUACUUAUAUGAACAGCCAAGCCGAUAGAGUUCUCGAGAGUAUACAUCAAGAAAAUUUCAAUAAGCGCAAACAAUUGGAUAGAAUCAGAUAUACGAAAAAGAAAAAAAUGGAAAAAUUUCGCCUAACUCAGUUGGAGUCGGCGGAGCUUCGUGAUCGUCUAUUGUUUGAAGUAGGGGGGAAACUGCCAGCAGAGAAGAAGGAGCAGGCUGUGGCCAACUACGUGCAGCGGGCCAACAUCAAGAAAAAUGCCGCGCUGGCUAUCAAAGUUAUGUACAAGAAAAUACUGGAUAUACUCAAAAAGGACUCGUCGUAUUUUUCUGUAGUGUUGGAAGCCCUGAAGUUGGAUUGCCGAGCGCAAGGUAAAUGUCUGAUGGGCGCUACGGAGAUGGGCCAGCUUGCUAUGGAGUAUCUGGAUGAUAGGAAGUUUGAAUUUAAUAAACUAGAGAAAGAGAUCAAGGCCAACAUGAAGGAGAGGGAGCGAACAUUGAAAUUGGUUCGACGCGAAGUGACCUAUCUCACGGAGUCAUUUCCUAACUUAAUACGGAAAGAGGAAGCUACAAAUCUGGACGAUUUAUAUGAGGAUGAUGAUGUAGGGAGUCACCAUUCAGUGCACUGGGAGCUUGAGGAAGUCAUGGGUAUUUGCAAACGUCUUCAGAAAUCAACCCUGGUCUCUGCAAUCGAUCAAAUAUUGAUGAGAUUAAAGGAGCAAACUUACCAGACGGAACGACUUAUGAUGCAGCUUGCUGUGAACAGCGCCAAGAGAGAUGCUCUUAUCGAAGAUCGAAAGCAUGCACUGAUGAUGCUGGACUCGCUUAAAAAUGUUGGCCAAGAGCGCACUGCGCAGUUUGUGAAAGAUAAGAAACAGCUGCGUGCCCAAAUAGCAGCUGAAGAACGAGAAGAGCAAAACCUUAAGCGAUCGCUGGAUGAAAAAGGGAAACUUAUUAUCGAAAUGAAGACCUCUUUGCAACAAAUCAACGAGUUACUCUCCAGUGUCGGUGCUACCAACGCUCCCCGGCCCUACGACAAGGUGCCACCAGCGAUACAGUACGCCUUGGAAGACAUGAUCCAGCCAGUGCCAGAAGUAGAAGCGGACUUCGACAAGCUGAUCUUAAUCGCUCGUCAGAAGCUGAACGUGCUGAUACAAGCUGUGUCCAGGAUGGAGGUGACACCUGAAAUCAAGGCCAACGCGAAACUCUUCUACCACAACAUUCUAGCGAGAUCAAUGCGUGAUAAUUACAAAGACGAAGUAAUAGCGGAAGGAGGACUCAUAGAGUUCGAGAUGGAAGACCCGAAUGUGCCGAGCCAUGCGAUCGUGAAACUUAGAAGCAAACAGCUGGUGGACGCCCAGGUCAGCGAAUUCGACGUACCCGAUAUCCCUUCUAAGAAAUAAAUUGUUAAUAAUCAUUAAACAGAUAAUAAAAUAUUUCCGUGCUCUGAUUACGCCAUGUUUAUUUAUGAAACCUAC
This is a messenger RNA of Chilo suppressalis (striped riceborer), 1847 nucleotides long. NCBI's taxonomy places the organism in Eukaryota, Metazoa, Arthropoda, Insecta, Lepidoptera, Crambidae. The record is from the annotation of a GenBank genome assembly.